AGAGGAAGCGCAACACGUGGUGGGUGGAGCACCAACAUCGGUUGACAAUCCAAUGAGACGCGAAGGAAGCUUCCCAACUGAGUAACAAACACCCCCACUUCCUUUCCUCAACUUUAGCGUACAUCCAUCUUUCAUAGACCUCUGCAACUUCCUUUUUAGCAGGCACAUACUUGGCUUGUUUCCUGCAUCCUAUUCGGUGAGGUUAACUGACAAUGGGAAAUAUAGUGGGAAAGAGUGAAUCGCCUAAGAAGGGUUGGAUAGUAGAAACAAAGCUUGAAGCCAAAAUGGUCGAAGCUAUGAAGAAGAGGGCAUCUGGAGGAAGUGCCAUCAAAUCAUUCAACAGCAUAAUCUUGAAAUUCCCAAAAAUAGAUGAGAGCUUAAGAAAUUGCAAAGUUAUUUUUGAGCAAUUCGACGAGGAUUCAAAUGGUGCAAUAGAUCAUGCAGAGUUGAAAAAGUGUUUCAAUAAGCUGGAAAUUUCCUUUACAGAGGAGGAGAUCAAUGAUCUCUUUGUGGCGUGUGAUAUUAAUGAGAAUAUGGGUAUGAAGUUCAAUGAGUUCAUUGUACUUCUCUGCCUUGUCUAUCUUCUCAAAGACGACCCCAUUGCCCUUCAUGCUAAAUCACACAUGGGGAUGCCCAAUCUGGAGGCCACAUUUGAAACUUUGGUGGAUGCAUUCGUCUUCUUGGACAAGAACAAGGAUGGUUAUGUGAGCAAGAGUGAGAUGGUCCAUGCCAUAAAUGAAAAUACAUCAGGAGAAUAUAGUUCCGGACAAAUAGCCAUGAAAAGAUUUGAAGAGAUGGACUGGGAUAAAAAUGGAAUGGUGAACUUCAAAGAAUUUCUCUUUGCAUUCACCCGUUGGGUUGGAAUUGGUGACAUUGAGGAUGAAGAAGAAGGUGAAGCAAAUGUCUGAAUUAAGAUAUUUGAGCCUCUCCAGCCAUCUCUGGUUCUGAUGACUGGUACUGCAGCUCCUCAGGCUGUCGAGUUCCUUCAUGUUAUUAACUUUUUCCAAUAAUAGCCAUGUUGAUAUAAACAUGUAUAAUUAUAUCCUGAUUCCUUCCUUGAAUUACAAGCUAUAUGGCCAAGUAUAGAAUCUGCUGCAGGAUGAAUUUGUAAUGGUUUCAAGCAGUCAUGCA
This is a messenger RNA of Corylus avellana, 1131 nucleotides long. Its product is annotated as Calcium-binding EF-hand family protein. Gene Ontology annotation, molecular function: calcium ion binding. The record is from RefSeq and is a predicted model, not a curated record. Lineage: Eukaryota; Viridiplantae; Streptophyta; Magnoliopsida; Fagales; Betulaceae.